AUGAUUGAGGCGGCACCAUUGGAGAGUCACAUCACGCUGCGUGUUCUCGCAGCCCCAACGAGGUUCGCACGCACCCAACUCUCUCGGCACUUAAAAGAGCGCAGCAUCCUCAAGCGUGGAACCGUUCGUACCGAAACCGCUGCUGACGCCUGA
Phytophthora nicotianae INRA-310 is the source of this 153-nucleotide messenger RNA. RefSeq lists its product as hypothetical. Lineage: Eukaryota; Oomycota; Peronosporomycetes; Peronosporales; Peronosporaceae. The transcript has a single exon. The coding region runs from base 1 to 153 and encodes 50 amino acids. The record is from RefSeq and is a predicted model, not a curated record.